CCUGCCUGCCCCAAAACAAACGUCAUAUUCACGCGACAGCAGUUACGUUCUUUACUGUGAAUGGUAAAGUCACUUGAUCAAACCUUAACUCUUAACUCGUAGGUAUGUCUACUUCUAUGAAUUUUAGCACGAAGAGUUUUAGACCUCGGCCUCCGGAUAAAGGAGCGUUUCCUCUGGAUCAUUUAGGAGAGUGUAAAGCCUUCAAGGAGGUGUUUAUGAAAUGCCUGAGAGACAACAGCUUUGAUAACUCCAAGUGCCGCCUGCAGUCCAAGGACUACCUGGAAUGCCGGAUGGACCAUCAGCUGAUGGCCAGAGAACCUCUGGACAAACUGGGAUUCAAAGAACUGAUGGACCGUCCUCCCAGCCAAGCAGAGAAAGAGUCUAAACCCUGACUUGCCACAGCACAGCUGCUGUUUCAAACACACAUAGAUGAUGUUUCUCUGGAUGCCACAUAUUCAACAUGGGUCCUAAACAAGGAUAUUGCCAUUGAGUGUGAAGUGGAGGAGAAUGGCUGCAAAGAGCACGAGUGAAUGCAGGCCUGCAAGUGGACUAUGUGACUAGCACUGUGGCCUUAGUUCCAGUGUACAAACUAAUUUUAUCAACCACUUGUGUACAUAGGAUAAAAAUGUGUGAUAUCUUAGGAUGCUAUUUGGGCAUGUCAGUAAAUGUUGUAUAUUUAAACUAAACUGUGUGUAAAUCGACUCGCUGUUCAGGUAUUACAGUGCGGACAUUGUGUAGAAAACAGUUCAUUGAUUUGAAGCAUUUAUUACAGUCAGUGUGGCCACAUCUGGCUAAUUCUUGGUGUUGAAUUAAAAACAGACUUGACAUGAACAUUCAGUUUUCAUAACCAUCAGGACUUCCUUGAUACAAGUGUGAUGUAAUGAGGCUUUCUAAUCUACUUUGGCCAUAACUUCAUCACGACUUGAACAUUUGAGGUAAAAAUGAAUAUAGAAAAUGCAUGUAUGUAAUGGACUACAGCAGGUUUAGUGAACACAGUCCUUAGAUGUGCAGGUUGACAUUCAAGGGCAUUCUACCUGGGAUGUGGGUGGGCAGCAAAAACCUAGCUAUGUUCCCUGCACCUCUUGAGAUUCCCAUUAACUGUAUAUACUUUAGCAUUUUGUUUUGAAUUCAGUCCAAACCUCAACACAGUACCAUUUGUUACAUCAUAUUCAGAUUGGUAACCUACGUACUGUAUCUGUAGUUAAUCAAAGACUAGAGUGGCAAAGCUCUGACUUCCCAGAUGAAAAAGUUGGUAUGAAGGAAACACGGGUCAUUACUCAUUUUAGAGAAAGAGCAACACAGUGUCUUUGUGGCUGGUCCGUCCCUGUUAUUAACAUAAAAGAGGUUUAAGUAGAUGUGCUGAAUGUGUUUAAUCACUGACAGACAAAUGUGCCUAACAUGGCUGUUCAAAUCUAUUGUCAAGUGCGAAGUGCACACUCAACCAGCUGUACAGAGGGACACAUGCACAGAGGUCUGUCCUCACAACUUUCACUCCCAAAAUGAUAAAACAUCUAGAUCAGAAGACCUCUGUACUGAGAGUGGUAAUUACAGCUUUGUUUAAGCAGUCGCAUACAGCUAACUAGUGUUUUAUCUAACAUUUGUGUAGCUGCCUUUGUUAUCAUGAUUUACUCUCAGCUGUGAUGCUGGAGUCACAAACUCUGUUAAUUCUGUCAUUUGAUGAGGUGGCAGAAUAACUGUAUGACCUAAGCACUGUUUUAUUGUUUUACAUCUAACUUGUGACAGCUCUCAGGAAUCACUGUUAAUACUGGAAAUUUACUGGCACAGCGACUAAAACCAAUCACGUA
Monopterus albus (swamp eel) is the source of this 1805-nucleotide messenger RNA. RefSeq names its product cytochrome c oxidase assembly factor COX19 (gene cox19). Bases 105 to 392 code for a protein of 95 amino acids. Gene Ontology annotation, cellular component: mitochondrial intermembrane space. Gene Ontology annotation, biological process: mitochondrial respiratory chain complex IV assembly. The record is from RefSeq and is a predicted model, not a curated record. The transcript is spliced from 3 exons. Lineage: Eukaryota; Metazoa; Chordata; Actinopteri; Synbranchiformes; Synbranchidae.